AUGCCUGUCUAUGUGUCUGAUUAUGAAUAUCCAAAAUAUGCUAACAGUCAGAGAAUCACAAGGAAGAACCAUACAAGAGUGACAAUUUUCAUCCUAGCAGGUUUGACUGAUGACCCACAGUGGAAAGUAGUGUUAUUCAUCUUUCUGCUUCUUACCUAUCUGCUCAGCAUCACUGGCAAUCUGACCAUCAUCACACUCACACUGGUGGAUAUUCACCUGAAGACACCCAUGAAUUUUUUUCUUUGGAAUUUUUCUUUCUUGGAGAUUUCCUACACUACUACAUGCAUCCCCAAGUUGUUUGUUACUAUGGCAACAGGAGACAAAACCAUUUAUAACAAUUGUGCCACUUAGGUGUUUUUGGCUUUCCUUCUUGGAGCAUCAGAAUUUUACUUGCUUUCAGCUAUGUCUUAUGACAGAUAUGUAGCCAUCUGCAAGCCUCUAUACUACAUGACCAUCAUGAACAAUAAAGUCUGUGUGCAGCUGGUCCUCAGUUGUUGGCUUGUUAGCCUUUUUGUCGUUUUACCACCACUUUUGUCGGGCUUGAAACUUGACUUCUGUGAUUCCAACAUUAUUGAUCAUUUCUACUGUGACACCACUCCAAUUCUUCAGAUUGCUUGCAAAGACACAACACUCCAGGAGACGAUGGCAUUUGCCUCAGCUUUGGUGACACUCUUACUCACAUUGGUAAUGGUAAUCAUAUCCUACACCUACAUUGCUAUAACAAUUCUAAAACUCUCUUCAGCCCGCCAGAGGAAGAAGGCUUUCUCUACAUGCUCUUCUCACAUGAUUGUGUUGUCCCUCUCAUAUGGUAGCUGCAUCUUCAUGUACGUUAAACCUUCAUUCAAGCAGAGCAUAUCUAUUUCCAAGGGAAUUUCUGUGCUCAAUACCUCAGUAGCUCCAUUUCUGAAUCCUUUUAUCUAUACCCUGAGGAAUCAGCAAGUGAAAAAGGCAUUCAUUAAUACAAUCCACAGGAUUGCAUCUUUCUCAAAGAAAUGA
Messenger RNA from Arvicanthis niloticus (Nile rat), 996 nucleotides. Lineage: Eukaryota; Metazoa; Chordata; Mammalia; Rodentia; Muridae. The record is from RefSeq and is a predicted model, not a curated record.